AUGUCUAUUCUGGAAAUUUUGGGAGCUUCCAUCACUCAAAUGGGAAAAAUUCCUGACCACGUGGCCAUCAUUCUUGACGGAAAUCGGCGCUAUUCUAGAAGCCUAGGGUUACCUGUAGAAGUUGGACACAAGAUUGGGGUUUCUCUGAUCCACAAGUUGCUCCAGUGGCAGAGGACCCUUCACAUAAAAGAGAUUACAGCAUAUCUCUUCUCCAUCGAAAAUUUUAAGCGGUCCAAAGCGGAAGUAGAAAACCUGAUGGAGCUUGUCUUCCUAACGUGUACCUACUUCAUGCAAGAAAUAGACGCUGGAAAUAAUACGGACAUGUGCAUUCAAAUCAUUGGAAAUUGGGAAGGUCUCCUUCCAGUCAAACUGCAACAUCGAAUCGCUCACAUGAUGGUGAAGACGAGACAUUUGGAACCUUAUCGAUUCAAUAUAGCUGUCGCAUAUACGGGGCGAAACGCAAUUUUGCAGAGUUUAAACGCCUUCUCCGGGUCCAAAGAUGAAAUAACGGGCAAUCUUCGGGGCUGCGAAUGCAGCGAAUACCUUAUCGCGCAGGCCCAGCAUCUCGUCGAUAUGAGCCCGGUUGAUAUGCUCAUUCGAACUGGGGGCAAUCUGCGACUCUCGGACUUCAUGAUGUGGGAGACUAGCCAGGCUUAUAUCCACUUCGUGCCGGAAACAUGGCCCGAGUUCAGCUUUUGGAAACUUGUCCACGCCAUAUUUUUGUACCAAGUGCACAGAAGAAGCGUCGAAAAGAUGCCGGAUAUUCCAAUCGAGUCAAAAGAACGUAACAUUUUGGAAGAAGUUCGACAAUGUAGAUGGACCAGAAUUGAGCACCUCGCCCUAAAAGAUGUGGAAUACGACGGGGGAAAUUUAGAUUUUAAUCCGCCCUCCAAAUACAUUGAAACGGCUGAGAAGAUACUUCGGUUCUAA
Messenger RNA from Folsomia candida, 930 nucleotides. RefSeq names its product dehydrodolichyl diphosphate synthase complex subunit Dhdds. Gene Ontology annotation, cellular component: endoplasmic reticulum. Gene Ontology annotation, biological process: polyprenol biosynthetic process. The coding region runs from base 1 to 930 and encodes 309 amino acids. Gene Ontology annotation, molecular function: ditrans,polycis-polyprenyl diphosphate synthase [(2E,6E)-farnesyl diphosphate specific] activity. The record is from RefSeq and is a predicted model, not a curated record. Lineage: Eukaryota; Metazoa; Arthropoda; Collembola; Entomobryomorpha; Isotomidae. The transcript has 6 exons.